Messenger RNA from Anopheles funestus (African malaria mosquito), 730 nucleotides. RefSeq names its product glutathione S-transferase D1-like. The record is from RefSeq and is a predicted model, not a curated record. Gene Ontology annotation, molecular function: glutathione transferase activity. Lineage: Eukaryota; Metazoa; Arthropoda; Insecta; Diptera; Culicidae. The transcript has a single exon. Bases 75 to 725 code for a protein of 216 amino acids. Gene Ontology annotation, biological process: glutathione metabolic process.
CUCUGGUGGCUGGUAUGUAUAAAUAAACCAUCUCCUGUCUCACUGUGGUUCGGUUUUAUAUCAGUCGGCAAGAGAUGGAUUUGUACUACAACAUUCUAUCACCACCGUCGCGUGCCAUACUGCUGCUUGGCGAAGCACUGCAUCUGCAGUUUAACCUGAUCAGCUUGGACGUACACAGGAAGGACUACGUGAACGAGGAGUUUAAGAAGAUCAAUCCACAGCACACGGUCCCGGUACUAGUCGUCGAUGGUGUGGCUAUCUGUGAACCGGGUGCUAUACUGAUCUACCUAGCCGAACAGUACGCACCGGCAGGAAGCACUUACUAUCCACCCGAUCCGUUACGUCGAGCGAUCGUAAACCAACGGUUACUGUUUGAGUGUGGAACGCUCUACAAGUGUAUCUUCGUGUACUACAGCCCGAUCGUGCUGGAUCGUGCCGUGCCAGUGGAAACGGAUCGUCAAAAGCUGGAUGAAACGGUAGCCAUAUUGAACGGAAUUCUCCAACACAGUGCAUUUGUAGCGGGCGAUUGUUUGACCGUCGCCGAUUACUCGCUAGUCUGUACCGUAUCCAUGUUGGUACUGCUGAAGUUCGAGCUAGCACCAUAUGCAGCCGUUCGACGGUGGUACGAGCGGUGUAAGGAGGUGAUUGCCGGGUAUACCGAGCUAACGCAGCGUGCUGUUUCGAUGUUUCAAAAAUGGAUGGAGCAGGAAAAUAGCAAAGUCUAAUCCCU